CGGCAGCGCCGCCAUCUUGGCUGGAGCCGUUAGGGAGCCGCGGCCGCCGCUGCCCGCCCCGCCCGCUCCGCCGCCAUCGCGGCCCGGCCGCCGCUCCCCGCCUGCCUCCCUCCCUCGGCCGCGGGCAGGAGGGGCCGCCCGGGGCCUGGCGGCCGCGGAGAGAUGAGCAGCAGCAGCAAUAAGAGGGCCCCCACCACAGCCACGCAGAGGCUGAAGCAGGAUUACCUGAGGAUCAAAAAGGAUCCAGUGCCUUACAUCUGUGCUGAGCCGCUGCCCUCCAACAUCCUGGAAUGGCACUACGUGGUGCGAGGGCCUGAGCUGACCCCGUAUGAAGGUGGAUAUUACCACGGAAAAUUAAUAUUCCCUCGAGAAUUCCCUUUCAAACCCCCCAGUAUUUAUAUGAUCACCCCCAAUGGAAGGUUCAAGUGCAACACCAGGCUCUGUCUGUCCAUCACGGAUUUCCACCCGGACACCUGGAACCCGGCCUGGUCCGUGUCCACCAUCCUGACGGGGCUGCUCAGCUUCAUGGUGGAGAAGGGGCCCACCCUGGGCAGCAUCGAGACCUCCGAGUUCACCAAAAGGCAGCUGGCUGCACAGAGCUUAGCAUUUAAUCUGAAAGAUAAAGUCUUCUGUGAGCUCUUCCCUGAAGUGGUGGAGGAGAUGAAGCAGAAGCAGAAGGCGCAGGAGGAGCUGAGCUCCAGGCCGCCGUCGCUGCCGCUGCCCGACGUGGUGCCGGACGGGGACGCGCACCUGGGGCACAACGGGCACGCCGUGCUGCAGGGGCACCGCGCGGGCCUGGCGCCCGGGCACGCCGCGGGGCUGCAGCAGCCGCCCAGGAACCACGGACUCUUGGGGGGAGCCCUGGCGAACUUGUUUGUCAUCGUGGGCUUCGCCGCCUUCGCCUACACAGUCAAGUACGUGCUGCGGAGCAUAGCCCAGGAGUGAGAGCCCUGCAGAGACCACGUUGUGCUGGGGCCGGGGGGUCGGGGCUCUUCGGGGGGAACGCUGGGGCUGGCCCUGCCUGGGUCGUGCUGGGGCUUGGUGAGACACGUUGAUUUGUAGAGUUCUCCUCCGUCUGUGGUUUGAACAUUGAAGAUCUUCAACAAAUUCGACUCUGUUGAGUUUUCAAUUCAGGAUGAGUGGGACUCUUUGGAGUGGGACUCUUGGGGUGGAAAAUUUGGGGGUUUUUUGCCCUCCCUGGGUUGUGGUGGGGUUUUGGGUCUUGCUGCUGGUGAGAAGUCAAAUUUAUUGGUUUUAUUGUCCCAAGAAUUGGUUUUAUUGUCCCAAAAUGGGGGUUUGUGUGUCCCAAAAAUGGGGGUUUGUGUCCCAAAAUUCAGCAUUUGGGGCUCUGGGGAUGGAGGGAGCAGCACCUGGGGAGGGAAAAAUUCCAGUUUUGGGGUGGGAAUAACAAAGGAGCUCCUGCAGAGCAGCUGGGCCAGAGGACAACCCUAAAUGUGGUUCCACUUGAUUCGGGAUUUGUUUUAAUUCUUAAAAACCCCAAAAUUCCUUUGGGAUUCAGGAAAUAUUUCACCCCCAACCCCAAAAUUCCUUUGGGAUUCAUCUGCUGAGGUAAGACCUUAAAUUUUGUUUAAAACCAUCAAAACCCCAAAAGUCCUUUGGGAUUCUGAGAAUAGUUCACCCCCUAACCCCAAAUCCCACCCCCAAAAUUCCUUUGGGAUUUUUUGAGGAAAAACCCCAAAUUUGUUUCCCUACAAUUCUUUUUAAAAAAACCCAAAAUUCCUUUGGAAUUCUAGAAAUAUUUUGCCCCAAAUCCCAAAAUUCCUUUGGGAUUCAUCUGCUGAACUAAACCCUUAAAUGUUAUUAAAUUCUUUAAAACCCCAGCCCCAAUUUUUUGGUUUUCCCCUAAAAAUUUGUUCCAUUUAAACGCCAAAAUUCCAAUUCUUUAGAACUCCCUGGAUUUGGAGGAAGAUUUGUGGGAUCCCUGUGGAUUCCAGGAUUUGGGAAUAGAAUUUUUAUUCCUUUUUUUUGGGGUUGAUUUGUGUUUUCCUGGGAAUUCAGCUUUCCCCCAAAAAAAAGAAAAAAUGAAAUUUCAAUCUCUCCCUCAGGAUAAAAUCUUGGGAUAAAUCCUUGAAAUUCCAGCUGCAGUUCCAUGGAUUUAAAAGUUUGGGAAUUUUCCCCCAGAAUCUUCAUUUUUAAUAAAAAUUCCUGGAUUUUGGGGGGAUUUUCCCCUUUUUCCUGGAUUUUCCAAGCUCAGAGGAGUGGGAAUGGCUGCGUUGUAAAGUGAUUUAUUCAUAAUAAAAAUCCAUAAAAAAUCGA
Messenger RNA from Camarhynchus parvulus, 2277 nucleotides. RefSeq names its product ubiquitin conjugating enzyme E2 J2 (gene UBE2J2). Lineage: Eukaryota; Metazoa; Chordata; Aves; Passeriformes; Thraupidae. The record is from RefSeq and is a predicted model, not a curated record. The transcript is spliced from 7 exons. The coding region runs from base 163 to 945 and encodes 260 amino acids.